CACAGACAGCAGUGGAGACAGAGCAGAGAGCGCGAGGCUCCGAGGCAGCCGGGCCUCCCUAACGGACACUUGCCAGAUCGGGCCAGCAUGGUUGUCCUGAAUCCGAUGGCUCUGGGAAUUUACCUCCAGCUUUUCUUCUGCUCUGUCUUGUCUCAGCCGACUUUUAUCAACAGCGUCCUCCCAAUCUCAGCAGCCCUUCCUGGCCUGGAUCAGAAGAAGCGUGGUGGCCACAAGGCAUGCUGUCUCCUGACUCCCCCUCCGCCCCCGCUCUUCCCCCCGCCGUUCUUCAGAGGAGGCCGAAGUCCGCUUCUCUCCCCAGACAUGAAGAAUCUCCUCCUGGAACUCGAGACCUCACAGUCCCCGUGCCUGCAAGGCUCCCUCGGCUCCCCUGGGCCCCCUGGCCCCCAGGGUCCACCGGGGCUUCCUGGCAAGAUAGGACCAAAGGGAGAAAAGGGAGAACUCGGCCGGCCAGGAAGGAAGGGUAGACCUGGCCCCCCAGGUGUUCCGGGUAUGCCUGGGCCCAUUGGCUGGCCAGGCCCUGAAGGACCCAGGGGUGAAAAAGGCGACCUGGGUAUGAUGGGCUUGCCAGGGUCAAGAGGACCAAUGGGCUCCAAGGGCUACCCUGGAUCCAAAGGAGAAAAGGGAUCCAGAGGUGAAAGGGGUGACUUGGGUCCCAAAGGUGAAAAGGGUUUCCCAGGAUUUCCUGGAAUGUUGGGGCAGAAAGGUGAAAUGGGCCCAAAGGGUGAACCUGGGAUAGCAGGACAUCGAGGACCCACAGGAAGACCAGGAAAACGAGGAAAGCAGGGGCAGAAGGGAGAUAGUGGAGUUGUGGGCCCACCUGGCAAGCCUGGGCCUUCUGGCCAACCUGGCCGUCCAGGCCCUCCGGGACCCCCAGGCCCCCCAUCUGCAGGACAACUUGUAAUGGGACUCAAAGGGGAAAGAGGAUUUCCCGGGCCUCCAGGAAGAUGUCUCUGUGGAUCCCCUAUGAAUGUGAAUAACCCUUCCUCCGGGGAAGCCGUGUACGGGCCCAGUUCCCCGAGAGUUCCUGUGAUUUUUGUAGUCAACAACCGGGAGGAGCUUGAGAGGCUGAACACCCAAAACGCCAUUGCCUUCCGCAGAGACCAGAGAUCUUUGUACUUCAAGGACAGUCUUGGCUGGCUCCCCAUCCAGUUGACCCCUUUCUACCCGGUGGAUUACACCGUAGACCAGCGUGGCACCUGUGGGGACGGGGUCCUGCAGCCCGGGGAGGAGUGUGACGACGGUAACCACGACGCGGGUGAUGACUGCAUCAGCUGUCAUCGGGCCUAUUGUGGAGAUGGUCACCGGCAUGUGGGCGUGGAGGACUGCGAUGGCUCUGACUUUGGCUACCUGACAUGCGAGACCUAUCUACCUGGGUCCUAUGGAGACUUGCGGUGCACCCCAUACUGCUACAUCGACUCCACACCCUGCCGCUACUUCACUUGAGGACGUGCGGAGCAGGUGGUGUAACCGACAGCCGCUUCCGCCCUCAUCGAGCCGGCCUGGCUUCUCCUGGGCCAGUGUCUAUCCACCAACCUUUGUGUGACAAAAAAUGAGGACAAACUCUUGCUGCUAAGACGUGCUUUUGACGGUCUGACUGGAAGAAUUUAGGACCACUGUAUCCUGUCUUAAUCCAAAGUACCAGGAAAUCUUCCACAUGCCCACCCUGGAAGCUGACUGUUCCCCAUCUUCACCAUCUGGCCAGAUGUCCUUUUUCUUCUGGAAUGUCGCUGGCACAGGCCGUGGACAUGGCUUUGCACUGUUACAUACACACCCUGCAGGGCUGUUUUCGUUUGCUCCGAUCUCCCUGGGAAGCCAGGGGUACAGACUCCUCUGCCCGAGGGACCUCCAGACGCAGCCAAUCUCACCAGGGCAGCCUGCGCUCAGGGCUCUGCAGGCCUGAAGACCACAAAGUAGAGAAGUGGACACAUUCUCUCCACGAGGCUUACAGCUUGGACUUACUGAGGGACUUCCACUGGCCAGAGCCCUGCUAAGCCUCAUGUGGAUGUGGCUCCCCUAGGCGGAGACCCAACUGUGAAAAAGCACUGAGAAAGCCACGAGACCCACGCUCACCCGGGAGAGGGAGCAGGCACUGCUGGCUGGCGCUCUGUGUGAACGGCAACAGAGCGGUAGCCUCCCUCUCUUGAUACUUCCCAAAGGGACAGCUCUUGUCCUUUUAAAGCCCUGGCACCAUCUUAACUUUGCAGCUUGCUGUGCACUUUGACCUCUAUCUGGCGAGUGCCCUUCAUGGCCACUUCCUGUUCAGGGGACUCGCUCCCCAGGUCCACACCAGGUGAGCAUGGGCGUCACCUCGUCCUUAGGGAGACACGGUCUUGGUUUGCCCUGUCUCAGGCCCCACUGCUGGGCACACUCUCGCAGAGAUGGUUUCUGUCCUGAGCCCCCGUCUUGCUUCUUGCUGACUCCUGUAAGAGCCCUGUGACCUCCCCUCCUGCGUCUGUGUCUCACACAGCCUUGUCCUCACAGCUGUGUGCCUGAGCGCUUCCCUUGCCUACAGGGGUCUGUGAGCUGCCUUUCAUCCCCACCCUUCCUGAUCCGAGCUUGGCUCUAUUUUGGAAUGACAUCUCCCGGGUCUUCCCGGGAGUUACUAGAUGGAGGACCCCCCACCCCGACUCCUGGCUUUGUACAAAGCUGUUGAAUGAGUCUUGGGAACUCAGCAGGCAGGAGCUUCUGGGGUGACCAGAAGGUGGCCCUUGUCUCCCAGAGGUCACGUCAGCCCGAGGGUGUCUUGAGAGGAAGGUGCAUUGCUUAGCUCGUCCCCUUGGCCUCGAGGCAGUGUCCCAAGAACAUGAUGUUCCAUGCCACUCCCACCGCCAUGCUGGGAUUUCUGGAUGGGAAAUCAAGAAAUAAAGGCAAUUCCUCACCA
This is a messenger RNA of Chinchilla lanigera (long-tailed chinchilla), 2902 nucleotides long. RefSeq names its product collagen-like tail subunit (single strand of homotrimer) of asymmetric acetylcholinesterase (gene Colq). NCBI's taxonomy places the organism in Eukaryota, Metazoa, Chordata, Mammalia, Rodentia, Chinchillidae. The transcript has 17 exons. Gene Ontology annotation, molecular function: heparin binding. The record is from RefSeq and is a predicted model, not a curated record. Bases 88 to 1464 code for a protein of 458 amino acids.